AUGGAAGUUGAUUGGAGAUCGACUUUGUCGAAUCAGGAACGGUCAAAAUACAUUACUGAACUUGCGCAAAUUUUGGCACAAAUCAGCCACUUGAACGGCGGUGAUAGGGGCAAUUUUAACUUGGAGAAGCUCAAGAAAACCGCGGAGCAGUUCGAGAAAAGUCUUUAUGCCAGCAGUUCGUCCAAGGAUUUGUACCUGGACGCAAUGCGGAAGCGCAUUGCUGCCAUGGACGCGGCCAAGAAGAAAGCCAUCGCCACUGUGCAACAGAAUGCGGCGAAAGCGGCUGGGCAGCAGGCGCGCCAACAGGCAGCGCAGGCAGCGCAGCAGCAGAGGCAGGGGCAAUUUCCAACGGCUGCAGGCAUGAAUUCGCAGAUGUUCUUGAAUCAGCAAGCUCAAGCACGCCAGCAGGCCGUCCAACAGUUUCGGACCGGCAUGGGUAACAAUAUUCCCAUCAACGGUGCACCUGCCAGACCCCAGCUAACACCACAACAGCAGCAGCUUAUCAACGAAAUGAAAGUAGCGGAAAUUCCCCGUGAGCUUUUGCAGCGAAUUCCAAAUCUCCCUCCAGGUGUCAAUACCUGGCAGCAGGUCACUGAGCUAGCACAGCAGAAGAGGCUGGGCCAGAAGGACUUACAAAUUGCCAAGCAAGUCUAUCAAAUGCACCAGCAGCUGGUCUUUAAAUCGAAAUUGCAACAGGCUACAGCUGGUAACCGUACUGGUGCUGCCCAGCAGAGAGUCAUGCAACAGAGACAGCCGAUGGGCCAAGUGCAGCAGCAGCAGCAACUUGCUCAACAGCAGCAACAACCACAGACGUCUCAGCAAGUCCCACAGCAGAGAGACAGAUCAAUGACGCAACCUCCACAGCAGCAGCAACAACAACAACAGCAGCAGCAGCAGCAGCCGCAACAGGAUAUUCCAAAUGUUUUAAACCGACUCAACCAGAUAUUCUCACCUGCUGAGCAGAAGGCACUUUAUGAGAAUGGGAAGAAACUGAUCGAAGAUUUGCAAAGAAGUAAUAGGUUACCAGCGAUAUUGACCCCACAACAGCAAGCAAUCUACAUCAAGAAAUAUAUAAACCAGAUGGCAUUGAAAAAAUUGCAAGCAGCUCGGAUGUCACAGGCAUCUGGGGGCAAUGCACCUUCUCAGAACCAAGCACCUGGUGCCAAUGGUCCCUACAUCCCCGUUAUGAGCCAAUUUACAUCGAACAACUCAACUUCCAACAACGUCAGUGCUACAAUGGCUCAGAGAAGAGCUUUUAGUGGAGCCGCUAAUACUAAUACUAAUAAUACUAAUAACAUUGCUAAUGAUAAUAAUAUCGGUAACCACAGCAGAGCAACCUCUAAUGCGAAUCCUAUGGUUCCACAACCUACUACCGCUCCUCAGCAAAGUCCGCCAAAAAUUUCGUUACCAAGACCAACUGAACAAGAUCUGUUGGUCCUGAGAAGGAUUUCUGCCGAAGUGCAGAAAUCUCAUCUGCGGCUUUCAAAUAUUACUAAUCAGUUAAAUCAGGAGCAAAAACAAUCUAUUAAGAAUAAGCUCCAAGUAAACCGACAGCUUUUUACUAAUGUGGACAACUUCAUUCCAACUCUGUACAUGAUUACGAGAAACGAGGAGAACGUUCGUCAGCUUCUGCAAAUUCGUAUGCUUGCAAAGGAAAUUAUUGAGCAUGCUUCGAGAGGAACAUUUAUUGUGCCACCUGAAGUGGUCGACAAAGUUGUUUUCAGAUACCAGAAAUAUUAUGAGUUCAUUAAAGAUCAAGUGCUAAGGCGACAUCAACAAAUUAUUGCCUCCAGACAGCAGCAACAACAGCAACAGCAACAACAGCAACAACAGCAACAGCAACAACAGCAACAACAGCAACAACAGCAACAGCAGCAGCAGCAACAACAGCAGCAGCAGCAGCAGCAGCAGACGACUGCGCAAGGGAGUGUGGAUCCUCACUUCAAUCAGCAGAGAAUUCAGGGAUCGUUCCAACAGAUUCAGCAGCAAAUGCAAAUGAGACAGCAACAACAGCAGAUGCAACCUUCACCUCAAUUGAACAAUGGGGUGAGGCUAAAUUCAGAUGGCUUCCCUGUUAACGUGGGUAAUCUUGAAACGGAUGCCACAACUCUUGGUGGCGCCGGUGAUAAUGUAAAUCGCGCUGUUUCUGGUAUGGAAUUCCUGAAUUCUCCAGACUUUGCCAAUGGGCAAUCACCACAGCAACUUGCUCUGUCGCCUGCCAAGAAGGCAGCUGCUGCUCGGAAGAAGUUAGCACAGAAGAAGCAAGUUCAGAACACACCUCUUGCGGCACCUUCGUCAACUCAAAACACUCCAAACGUCGGUGUAUCGCAAGGUACCACAGCAGCUAGUAGAACGGGUACACCGCUAGUUCCAAAUUUAGCCCCUAGUGCUUCCCCUCUUGUCAAUAGACCCAAUUGGAAUCAUCAUCAAAGUCCUUCUCCUAGAUCUAUUCCUAAUGGUGCUACUCCGCCGGCCGAUUACCCAUACAAGGAGGAUGAGGACAAUCUGAAGAAGAAGGUCGUGAAAAAAAACGAAAUCAUUUCUCGAUUUAAGCUAAGACAGGAAAUUCUAGCUAAGUCACCUGCUGAUCUCUUCUUAACCACUUUAGGAGACUGCUUUGGAGUUCAGGAGGGUUCUUAUGAAUUGAUUAAUAAAAUUCCUGAGGAUAUCGUUGAGCAAGUCAACUCUAAUAAGAAAAAGGGCGGGAAACAAGCCCUCAGAAAUAAGGAGCAAGAUAAUGUUGAUGUUUCCAUCAAAGACAACAAAAUGUUGUUUUCUAACAAAUAUGAGCCUGAAAACCAAAAUUACUCGAUUAAUGUAAGCGACAUUGCUAGUGUUUUUAAAGACGUUUACGGUUCGACAGAUGUGUCGUCAUUUUCUUUUGUUCCAACACCUGUCGCUGAGCGGAGCAAAAAGAGAAAAGCUAAUGAACUGGACAUAAGUCCGAACAUAUCACCCGCUUCCCCCGCUAUAAUGAGUGAUUCUAAGAAAUUGAAGUUGGACUCACCUGAGGACUUGUUCUUUUCUGCGCCCACAGAGGAUACGAAAAAGGCGUUUCCAAUGGAAUCAUCCGAACAGAACAUCUGGGAUUGGGGGUUUUGGGCCAAAUCCUGA
This is a messenger RNA of Lachancea fermentati, 3114 nucleotides long. NCBI's taxonomy places the organism in Eukaryota, Fungi, Ascomycota, Saccharomycetes, Saccharomycetales, Saccharomycetaceae. The record is from the annotation of a GenBank genome assembly.